GCGGCGAGAACCGUGUUUUGCAUUAGAUUUUCCAAUUAUUAAAAAUUCAGUAUCUUUGACAAUUUCCCUAAAACUGGGCGCGCGUCUUCUUUGCCGCCCGUCAAAAAAACACUCGAACACAGCAUUCAAAUUCCAUAUUCAAUGGCCCUCUAGUGUCUAUCUUUCUAUUUCUAAAGACCUUCUAAAGGUUUCGAGUCCUCGCACUUGUUAAACUUUGGAUAUUUUACUUUUAUUAAUGUUUAAUCGUCACUCGCUGAGCCAGAGGGGGUUCUUAAGCUCCCAUUGCAUGCUGGGAGAGUUUUGUUUCUGAACUUUCUUCUUUGUUGCGAGAGCAGUGUCGAGUCACAAAUCCGAGACAAGGUAUGUGAAAACAACCCUGAAAAUUCCAUCCAGCGUCGAAACUCGCCGACUAAAUACUUAACUACUAGCCGAACUCGUAGAAGAUCUAUUGAAGGAAAGCAGGCUUUUUGAGACCGGGAAUUUAUCGAGGCUGCCAAAGGGCACAUUCCCGGCGCUGAAACUUCGCAAAAUGGAUCAAGUCACAGGAACGGGGAAAACUCAAACACAAGAUGGGCAGUUAGCUAACAGAGCCGGUCACAAAAGAGAAUUUAUUGAACCAGUUUUGGAUCCUUCACCUUUGAAAGUUCCAAAACUUGCUGCUUCGUUUUUCAUGGAAAAGACAAACAUGAGUUACAAUAACCAUGACAGAGUGGACGAAGGGAUUGAAGACGAUGAUAGUGAUGAUAGUGAUGAUGACGAUAGUGAUGAUGAUGAUGAUGAUGAUGAUAGUGAAGAUGUUGACGAGGACAUGCACCCCCCUGUGCUAUCAGGGAAGAAGUAUGUUUGCUCAACUUGCAGAGAAGAAGGGGAUGAGGAUGAUGACUUCUUCAGUUUCGAGGAGAAGUUCUAUUGCAGUGAGGAGUGCUUGGAAAGGGGGCCCUACCAGGACACUCUCGAUACAAAGAGCGGCAAAAACUCCUCCCCUUCCCCCUGUGAAUCGCCAUCCGCUGGGAUCAAAGACCUGAAGCGGCAAUGUAGGGGACUGGGAAUGGCAGCCUCCAUACAAGAGCUGAUAGGCUGCCCUACCCCAAGGUGUGACGGGAAGGGUCACGUGAAUGGUCGGUUCGCCUCGCAUCGCAGUGUGUACGGGUGUCCGAAUGCUAAUAAGGCCACUCGACGCAUGCGCACCGACUCCGGAGAUCAAAUUGAAGUCGAUAGUGAUAAACCAAGGUGUCCCACAUCAGGAUGUGACGGGUCUGGGCACAAGUCGGGGCUUUUUGCGUCACACAGAAGCUUGUAUGGAUGUCCCCGUAGACUGUCCACAGACAAAGACAAAGAAGGCAAAGGAAGUGGAGACGAGAAUAAUGUAAGAUGUCCGACCCCAGGAUGUGACGGUACCGGGCACCGAACGGGCCUCUACACAUCACACAGAAGUUUGUCCGGCUGCCCGAUAGCUGCAGCCCAGAAGCAGCUGGCGCGCCAGUGCAUCAGUCCUCCUGGAACACCGACGCAAAGGAGAGGCCGCCCACCAAAGUACGUAGUUGUUGACCAGAAGACCUCCCCUCAUCCAAGCCCCACCUCUCCAGACUCCGCCAUCUCCUCUGGGUCAAGCUCCGCAUCCGACCCAGACACCUCUGCCAAGCCCCCCUCUCUACCCCGCCUAGAGUCUACAGACACUCCCACACGCUUUCCCUUCCCGCGCGGCACGGCAGUCAAGACCAAGCUCAAGAUCCCGGUGAUCAACCCGGUGCCCAUCCCUCCGGCCAGUUCCUCUUCAAUGCCGAGUGUUAUCACCGCCACUGCAGCCGUCGCCGUAGCUAAUGCCGUCAUUAGCGGUACAAUGACAUCAUCACAACACACACCCAUCCUGCGAGUGACGCCACCGGAAGCGGAAACGAGGUCCCCUGCCUUCCCUACCAGGACUCUUCCGUCACCAGGUCACUUGUCGUCUUCACAGAGUUAUGUCAUUGAGUCUUUAGGGCUGACGCCGACUUCGCCAAAGCAAACUCACGAUUGUGAAUCGCGGGUGGGCCACACAAGUCCAGAUCGUAACGCCUUGCCGAGGCCUGUAGCUGGGCCCAGCAAGACGUCAUCUUUAAAUUCUCCACUGACACCGCCCAGCACUUCUGCGGUGCAUCUCCCAGGGAGGGGUGGGGAGGGGUUGAUGCGGGGUACAGGGCGCCUGGAUCGGAUUGUGGAGUCGUUGAGGGUCGGGCGGAGCCUUGAGGUGGCGAAGGAAGCACCUGACAAUGAGUCGGACAGCAGUAGUGUGAGUGGCGAGGAGGAAGACAGAAGACUUGAAGAUACCUGGCACGAGGACUCUGAUGGGUCCAUAGGCAAGGUUCUGACAGGCUGUCCUACUCCGGACUGUGAUGGGACAGGUCACGUGAACGGCAGAUUUGCAUCCCACCGGAGACUCUCGGGCUGUCCAAGAGCGAUGAAGUUGGUGCCGACCUCCAAGAACCCAACAAGAAAUGAGAUAGGGACCGAUGGAAGAGUCAAAGAAUUGCUAACGUGUCCCACUCCUGGAUGUGACGGGACAGGCCACGUGUCCGGCCAGUAUGCAUCACACAGAAGUUUAUCUGGUUGUCCGCUUGCAGCAAAACUCUCUCAGCAAGAGAGCCAGGAAGUCAAGUGUCCCACAAUCGGGUGCGAUGGAUCUGGUCACAUCACGGGAAAGUACUCGUCACAUAGAAGCCUUUCAGGAUGUCCGCUGGCCCCUAAACUCGCUGCUGCAGGCACGGAUCCGACCGGGAAACCAGCGUCAGAAAAAGUUGGACCAACGUGUCCUACUCCAGGGUGCGACGGCUCUGGUCACUCAAGUGGACAGUUCACUUCCCAUAGAAGCUUGUCCGGGUGUCCGUUGGUGUCACCUACCGAGAAGAAAAUCUUGAUGCGCCAGGAAGCAGAGAGUAAACUGUUCGCGCAGGCGCAAGCGCACGCCCGAACCUCUGAGGAGAGAGAGAAGAUCGUCAAACUUAGAUCAGGACGGGGUAAACAAGAGUUCGAGGCGGUAAAGGAGCUAGACCGUGAGAUCAACACUCUGCGCUCGUCCAUCGAGGAGUCGGAACGGGUCAACGAGGAGCUCGAAGACGAGGUCGAGCGGCUGGAGAACAGACUGGCUUCGUACAAGGAAGACAACGCAAAGGAUCGACACAGCAACGGCGUCCUGGCCACCAAACUCGCCAUGCUCCAGACUAGGUUCAUCGCUAGUCUGUCCCACAUCGAGAUCCCGGACAUCAGCGUCAAGCUGAACUUCGAUAACGUGGACGAGUACGUGGAGCAGCUCGAGACCAUGAUAAUGAGUAACCCCGAGGGCAAUCGCCGACUCAUUAGCGAGGUGAAGGAGGCUGUAGCGGACUUUGCGCUAUAAUCCCGCUGUAAUCACCGCUUUAUCGACUUCGGCUUGCUGUGAAAUAUUGUAGCACUGCCAAGGUUCGUUGUUCAUAAAAUUUUAUAUUCGCCGGUCCUAGCAGAGAUCGCUAAAGAUCGCAAGUAUUAUAAAUUACUUAAUCCAAAGCUAUAUCCGCGGUUUCCGUAAACGUCACAGUUGAAAAGCAAUAAUUAAAUAUAGUAUUCCCGAAGGUAGCCCUAGUAAUAACUGCAAUGGGACGCCAAAUUCCAAAACUGGUAUUAUUGAUGCCUAAAAUAAUGAUCCAAAUGGCAUACCUUAAUGUAGUUGAGCUUGUAGAAUGUUUCGGCUUUCACAUUCAGUUACUAGCUCGUGGAGCCAAAAGACCAUCGAACUUAUGUUGUGUAUUAGAUACCCUCAAGAUAACAUCAUCUUGUCGCUAUUAUAAGCUUAGUUUUAGUUAGUUUAUAUUAUUUUUCUAUUAGGUAUUUCUGAUGGUUUGCAGUUCGUAAGUACUGUAUUAUCCCACCGGAGAGAAGCAAUUGUUUAAAAGAAAUGCUUUAUUUUUAUUUCACUUUUUAUUUCAAAUAUCUAUCAAACGUCGAAGUUUCAUUGACUUCAAUUAUAGAGAAAGCUAUAUAAAAACAUAUAUAGAAACAGGAACCAUGAACCUAAGUACAAUUAACUUACUAGCACUAAAUACCUGGGUUUUUUUUUUUUUUCAGCGAAUUGCUUGCAUGUAGUUAUGCCACAGCUUCAACGUCCUUAUUUUUUCUAAUUUCUGUAUUAGUCGGCUUCAAGUGACACUGAACUUCUUAUGAGAAAGCGAAAACGUCUCUUUAUUGUAUCUAGUGUAUGCGAAAACGAAAACGUCUCUUUAUUGUAUCUAGUGUAUGCGAAAACGAAAACGUCUUUUUUAUUGUAUCUAGUGUGUGGCAGAGUCGAAUUCCAGUUUUUGGUGUAUAGUGUAUGUUCAAAUAUCACUCAGGAUCUUUUGGUUCGUUUACAAAAUAGCAUACCAAGCCCCAAGGGUUUAUCCAGUAAAAAUAAACCCUUGGGGCUUGCAUGUAGUUAUGCCACAGGUUCAACGUCCUUAUUUUUUUUCUAAUUUCUGUAUUAGCCGGCUCCAAGUGACACUGAACUUCUUAUGAGAAAGCGAAAACGUCUCUUUAUUGUAUCUAGUGUAUGCGAAAACGAAAACGUCUUUUUAUUGUAUCUAGUGUGUGGCAGAGUCGAAUUCCAGUUUUUGGUGUAUAGUGUAUGUUCAAAUAUCACUCAGAAUCUUUUGGUUCGUUUACAAAAUACCAUAACAAGCCCCAAGGGUUUAUCCAGUAAAAAGCGUGUAUCAUAUUUGAUAUGUUUGCUUUCAAAAUAUUAAGAAUUUUUAACAUUUAUUUUGCUCAGGCUUUUGUUUGCUGUUUUAUAAAAUCAUUGCCUUAAUCAAACCUAAAAUAUAUUUUCCCGCUAAAUUCAGUGUUUCCCCCAAUUUGGCUCGCCGUUGCGGAAGCUUCGCCGACAAUGUUAACGCGUUUAACGCUUUGCAUCGUUUUUCAAGCGUUGAUUUAAAUGUUGAUUUAAGUUCCUGACACGUUUUUAUUUUAUUGUAGUUCUUUUAAAUCGGAUUUAUUUCUAGUAAUCAUAGUAAAAGAUAAAAGUCAUAUUUAUCAGAGGAUAUACAUAUUUAAUUGUAGAAAACACGUCUUAAAUUCGUGAUCUGAAAGAUUAUUUUUUCUAAAUUAUAGCCAGAAAUAUUAGUUCAAUUAUAUAUUAACAUUAUAAUGUCCCACGAGCAAUAUAACAAUGAUAAAAAAUAAUUAUAAUAAUGAUAUUGUAGUAAACGAUUUCCUUGAAGUGGAUAUCCAGGACUACAAAAAUUUACUAGAUCUUACCUACGUUGGCAUGGUCAAAUAAAUCUUUAUUCCGUUAAAUUAAUUGUACAAACAAAUGGAAUAAAAAUAUUAUACAAGCUA
Nematostella vectensis (starlet sea anemone) is the source of this 5322-nucleotide messenger RNA. Its product is annotated as myelin transcription factor 1. NCBI's taxonomy places the organism in Eukaryota, Metazoa, Cnidaria, Anthozoa, Actiniaria, Edwardsiidae. The coding region runs from base 530 to 3373 and encodes 947 amino acids. Gene Ontology annotation, cellular component: nucleus. Gene Ontology annotation, biological process: regulation of transcription by RNA polymerase II. The record is from RefSeq and is a predicted model, not a curated record. The transcript has 25 exons. Gene Ontology annotation, molecular function: zinc ion binding; DNA-binding transcription factor activity, RNA polymerase II-specific; RNA polymerase II cis-regulatory region sequence-specific DNA binding.